Molecule: messenger RNA, 1170 nt
Organism: Trypanosoma grayi
Lineage: Eukaryota; Euglenozoa; Kinetoplastea; Trypanosomatida; Trypanosomatidae
Product: serine/threonine protein kinase
Exons: 1
Coding region: 1-1170 (389 amino acids)
Biological process (GO): mitotic spindle organization; protein phosphorylation; regulation of cytokinesis
Cellular component (GO): spindle pole centrosome; spindle microtubule; spindle midzone
Molecular function (GO): ATP binding; protein kinase activity
Source: RefSeq, a predicted model, not a curated record
AUGCAGCAGUACCGCGCGGUGGAUGUGCAGCGGGCGCAGCAGGAGACGUGGCGCACCCGUGUUGGCGGCUUCCGCCCGUCGGGGUCGGAGACUAACUCACAGCUGUCGUCGCUGAACUCCUCAUACACGCAGUUGACACGCGCCGCGUCAGAGGUGGAGUGUCUGUCUCAGGGAUUGCUUGGGUCUCAGCAGGAACAACAGGACCCACGACCCGAAAAGGAGCGGCAGCAACUUGUCAUUCGCCAGGAGGACAUUCGUGAUGAGGACUUUGAGCGGCUGGAGGUUCUGGGCGAUGGCUCUUACUCGGUCGUUGUCGCCGCACGCCACUUACCCACACAGCAGAUCGUCGCGUUGAAGGAGCUCUCGCGGCGGCGGCUGCGCGACCUCAAUUUGGAGAAGCAGCUGCAAUGGGAGAUCAACGUCCACCGCCGACUGCGCCACCCCAACGUGGUUCGUAUGCUCAGCUACUACGUGACUCCGCAGAGCGUCGUGCUCGUGCUGGAGAUGUGUCCGCGCGGCACACUGCUGCAAAAAAUUAAGACAAUGCCGCAGGGGCGCUUUGACGAGCGGCGGGCCGCGCGUUACUUGCGGCAGGCGGCGCGAGCGCUGGUGUACCUGCACCGCCACGGCAUUGCCCACCGCGAUUUGAAGCUGGAGAACAUGCUCCUCGACGCGCACGGUGUCGCGCGGCUGGGGGACUUCGGAUGGAGCAAAACCGUCAACGAUCCAACAACGCGCAGCGGCGGCGGCAGCGGCGGCGGCGGUGUGGCUCUCUCGUUAGGUCCUGCCAACAGCAACGACAAGGACGAUGCCGGGGAGCGGAGUGGCGACAGGGGCCGGCUGACGGUGUGCGGUACGCUGGACUAUCUGUCGCCAGAGAUGUUGUGUGGCUUGCCGCACACCUUCAAGACCGAUGUGUGGUCGCUCGGCGUCAUGCUGGUGGAGAUGCUGGUCGGCGCGCCGCCCUUCUAUCGUGUGUCGCAGCAAGACACGCUCGCGGCGAUACGCGAGGCGGCGCCGCACUUGGGCGACGGUGUGCCAAUGUCGCCGCUGGCGCGGGACUUGGUGCUGGCGAUGCUGCAGAAGGACCCUGACGCGCGGCCAACAAUGGCGGAGGUGCUGCAACACCCGUGGACGACCUGCCACCGGGAGAAGAAGGGGCGGGUGUGA